Molecule: messenger RNA, 3016 nt
Organism: Syzygium oleosum
Lineage: Eukaryota; Viridiplantae; Streptophyta; Magnoliopsida; Myrtales; Myrtaceae
Exons: 14
Coding region: 112-2592 (826 amino acids)
Cellular component (GO): plasma membrane
Source: RefSeq, a predicted model, not a curated record
UUAGUACCAAAAACCUCUCCUCGCUCGUCGUUUCAUUCCCGAUUCUCUCCUAAAAUCCCCGUCGCCUUCCCGGCUCCGCACGCAGCAGCCCCGCUCCGCGAAUCGCCGGCAAUGGCCCCCCGGUCGGUCGCCCCGCCGUCUUCCUCGCGCGCUCCGGUCGGGCUCCUGCUCGCGCUGAUCGCGUGCAUGUCCGCGUGCUGCGCUUCGCUCGACAACGGCGACGCGAACACCUUCACCGUCUCCAGCUUCAGCUACCCCGAGACCAGGCUCCGGCCUUACGACCUUCGUUACAUCAGAGUUGAUUUACCACCGUGGUUCUCCUCACUGUCCAUCACGUUGGAAUCAGAUGUAGACCUUGGAAUAGAGAGCAUAGAACAAGUUCCCAAAAGCACUCUGCCCAUGAUAUGCUUUAGAGAUGGCAGUCCUCCUCUUCCAGAUGUCUCCAACACUUCAGUAAAUGGAUUAGUUUUAGGAUCAUUGUCGAAUCAAUCUGUUGAAAGGAUACAAGGACUGCAGAAUGUGGAGCAGUGCUUUCCUAUGCAGAAAAACAUAACCAUUAGGUUAACUAACGAGCAGAUAUCCUCAGGUGUAUGGUACUAUGGUCUUUUCAAUGGCGUUGGAGCUGUGAGGACACAAUCAAAGAUGAUUGUCCGAGGACCAGCCUACUCAUUCAGUGCCAAUGUAAGUGUUGAAGGUUGUAAGGCCUCUGGAAUGUGGGGUCAGAAUUGCAACCAGACGGUUGACUCGCUUUCCUGUACUCCUUUGGACAGCUCUAAUAUCACAGGAAGUCUCCCAUAUGUCGGUUAUAACCAGACGAGGGGAAGUGUGCUGUCAUGCAAAAGUUCUUUUCAGACUUAUUGCUUUAGGAACGAUGAAGUGAAAGUUUACACAGUGGACAUAAUGGAUAUGUCAGAAAACUUGUCCAUCAUCGCGACAAAUCUCAGCUUUAGCUCAACAUCUCCAAGUAACACAGGGGGUGUUGGUAAUUUAACUUUGUUGUGUUAUGCCCGGUAUGGCAGAAUAGCUUCAGCAGUACUUCAUGAUUAUUCUGGUACUCUUGAUGGAGAACCUUUCGUUAUUCAGUCACCCAGGCUUGGUCGUUGGUUCAUAACGAUUUUAUCAGCUAACCUCUCGAAAGAUCAAGGUGGAAUCAAGGUAUCAGACAUGACAGUAUGCUAUUCUUUGGAAGUGCAAAUAGCUGAAUGUCCUGUAGCCAAGGCUGGACCAAGCUGUAUGUGGGAGAAGUACGUGCUUCAGACAUUUCUGAGGAUAUCAGUCCCUUUUGAAUCCUACUAUUUGCCAGUCAGCGAAAAAAUGUCUUCCAAUUCGGCAAACUUCCUUCUUGAGCCCCUUAUAAGCAACAUCUCAUUUGGUGAAUUAAAUAAUACUUGGACGUACUUCCUUUUGGACAUCCCUCGCGGUGCAGCUGGUGGAAACAUUCAUGUCCGGCUUUCGUCGGAUACAAAGAUAAAUUACGAGAUAUAUGCUAGAUUUGGUGGACUACCAUCUCUAUAUAGCUGGGAUUACUAUUAUGCCAACAAGACGAGCAGCAGUGAUGGUUCUAUGUUUAUUAAGAUGUAUAAUUCAAGUGAAGAAAAAAUUGAUUUCUAUAUCCUAUAUGCAAGGGAAGGGACUUGGACUUUUGGACUGAGGCAUGUCAUAAGUAGUAGUUCCAAAGAUCAGACUACCAUGUCGCUUUCACUAGAAAGGUGCCCAAGAAGAUGUUCAUCUCAUGGAGAUUGCAAAUCUGCUCUCGACGCUAGUGGAUUGACAACUUACAGUUUCUGCUCCUGUGAUCGAAAUCAUGGUGGCUUUGAUUGUAGCAUUGAAAUUGUCUCACAUCAAGGACAUGUUCUGCAAUCUAUAUUUUUGAUUGCAUCAAAUGCUGCUGCUAUUCUUCCUGCCUAUUGGGCACUGCGGCAGAAGGCUUUUGCAGAAUGGGUGCUCUUCACAUCAAGUGGAAUUUCGAGUGGAUUGUAUCAUGCCUGUGACGUUGGCACCUGGUGUGCAUUAUCCUUUAGUGUCUUGCAGUUCAUGGACUUUUGGCUCUCUUUCAUGGCUGUUGUGAGCACUUUUGUGUACCUGACUACUAUUGAUGAAGUGCAUAAAAGGACCAUUCAUACAGCCGUUGCUAUCCUUACGGCAAUCAUGGCUAUAACCAAAGCAACCCGGUCAGCGAAUAUUAUCCUUGUGAUAGCAAUUGGAGCUUUGGGUCUCCUAGUUGGAUGGUUAAUAGAGUUAUCCACCAAAUAUAGGUCGCUUUCAUUUUCCUUCGGAUUCUGUUUGAACAUGCUUGACAGGUGGCAGUUUAUCAGGGAAUGGCUGCACAACCUAGUCAAGACAUUUUUUCGGCGGUUCCGUUGGGGCUUCCUUAUAGCAGGUUUUGUAGCAUUGACCAUGGCUGGAAUAAGCUGGAAGCUAGAAACCAGCGAAAGCUACUGGAUUUGGCACAGUCUUUGGCAUGUCACAAUAUACACAGCGUCUUUCUUCUUCCUUUGUUCCAAAGCAACUCCGAUAAAUGGGGAUGAUCAAAGGCCACCAGAUGCAAAUUAUGAAUUAACAAGGCAGGAUUCGUUCUCCAGAGUAGAGUAGAGGCUGAAAAUCGAGUAUAACAGGGUAAGCUGUUUAAUUGUUUUGGAGUUGUCGCUGUGGGGAGUGUAUCCGAUCCAGCUUUAGGAUGAGGGACUCGGUAAGUUGCGUCUCACCAUUCUACCGGCUUAGGACGACCUCUCUCCGAGCUCCAAGCUUGGGGGGCUUUUGUAGGGUGGCAUAGCAGAGAGACUCGUUGCAGACAGAAAAUUGUAAAUUAUGGAGCGGAUUAGGAUGCUCGAGCGAAGAUGGAUUAGAUCAUCCGGCGAGUUCCUUGUAUAGGUAUACAAGUUUACUGUUUCCUUUCUCCUGUAGUGUUCUUUCUUCUUAGAAGGUGGACAGCAUUUAUGUUGAUUGUACCAAAACAAAUAAAAAGCAAUAAGGUUCCUGUGUUAAGAAAACAAAAUAGAAACCAUUAUUUUCCUAA